Messenger RNA from Rotaria socialis, 1764 nucleotides. The record is from the annotation of a GenBank genome assembly. Lineage: Eukaryota; Metazoa; Rotifera; Eurotatoria; Philodinida; Philodinidae.
AUGAGUUUAGAGUUAUUGGCAAAUGAACUCUUAGUUGAUAUAUUCGAGUUUUUAAAUGUUCACAAUCUAUUUCGUGCUUUUCAUGGUUUAAAUACUCGUAUUGAUCAACUGCUUUUAAUUCAACUUCAAAAAUAUUAUCUCGAUUUUCGUUCCAUAACAAAACAUGAUUUUGAAGUUUUCUCUCAACAACAUCUCACUUCUAUUAAUGAUCGAAUUAUUUCACUUCAUAUAUCCGAUGAUAUCGAAACACCAAAUUUACCUGAACUUCUUCUCUCGCAUGGUUAUCGCAUCAGUCAAUUCAUUCAUUUGAAAUCCCUUUCAAUCGACUCUAUCUCUUCUUUUGAUCUAUUAAAUCAAAUAAUACUGCAAUGUCAUGAACUUUCAUAUCUAACACAUCUAAACAUAAUGAUACAAAAUAACCAUGAUCCAGAGGAAAAUUUUCGCGAUUUUAUCAAUAGUAUUUGGAGUCUAACAAAACUUACUCAUUGCAAUCUAGAUAUUCGAUAUCCGUAUGCGACAUGGCUUCUUGAAAUGUCAGCGUUUUCGAAGUCAAUCAAAUAUUUAUCUACUAGAAACAUCAGCUAUAAUGAAUAUAAUUUAUCACAUUUAAUCAAACAUACACCACAACUUCGAGGACUCGAUAUGAGUAGUAUUGGUCUAUUCUAUAAUCAAUAUCCUCGAGUUACAUUUUCAUCACUUAUUUCAUUGCAUAUGGUUGUGGAAUGCGCAUUAGAAUUCAUGAAAAAUUUCUUUCAACGAAUACCAAAUUUAUGUUAUUUGACACUCGAAAUAAAUAAUAUGCAUUUAGAUGGACAAGCAUUGGAAAAUAUUUUUGUCAAAUAUUUUCACAAUAUUAAAACUUUUCGUUUUAAAAUGACAGUUGAAUUUUCACCAUUGGAAGAUUUAGAAGAACAAGUUGAUCAAUGUCUUGAUUCAUUUCGAAGUCAUUAUUGGAUUGCAAAACAUAAAUUGUACGUUCAAUGCGAUUGGUGCCCCAUGGAUGUCAACAAGACUGGUCUUGUCUAUAGUAUACCUUAUGCUUUUGAUACAUUUAAUUAUAUAGAUGGUAGGCAAUCAAAGUCGACGAGUCCUUGCAAUUUGAAUAAUAAAUCUCGUAUUUCAUCAAAAAUCGUUCAUUAUGCUCAUAAUAAAAUAGAUUUUUCAAAAUUUUCAAUUCUUGAUCCUGUUGAAUUUGUUAACAUUCGUCAUCUUAAAAUUAAACUUCCGUUCAAUGAUAUAUUUUGGUCACAUAUUCCAAGAUUAGAUCAAUUGAUUUCUUUGGAUGUCAAAUUAAGUCAAAAUUUUGGUUAUUCUCAAUUGCAAACAUUCCUGGAUCGAGCACCAAAUCUUUAUUCGUUACGUUUUUGUCAUUUGAAUAAUUUCUCAAUGAAAUCAUUCGGUAUCAAUAGUAGAUCAAUUCGUCGACUGGAAUUUUUUCAAAAUUUUCAAGUUCGUCUAAAAUAUUUUAAUAGUGAAGAAUGUACUAUUUUAUCUAAUUCAUCGCUUGCUGCUCAAUGUGAAGUUCUUUUGAUUGAUGUUGAAAAUCGAACAGAUAUUCUUCAAUUGAUCAACGUUAUGCCCAAUCUUCGAGCGCUAAGUGUUCGUCCUAAGGAUAAUGAGAAUAAUCAACUUCAAUCUUGGGAAAUAACGGAAAAUCUAAUUGAAUGGUUACAUAAAAAUUUGCCAUCUAAUUAUACAUAUUCCAUCACUCGAAAUUUCUAUAACUUGGCUCGUAUUAGCAUAUGGCUUUCAACUGCAUCCUAA